This is a messenger RNA of Carcharodon carcharias (great white shark), 5450 nucleotides long. It is a transcript of the gene ccdc57, whose product is annotated as coiled-coil domain containing 57. The transcript is spliced from 20 exons. Bases 142 to 3381 code for a protein of 1079 amino acids. Lineage: Eukaryota; Metazoa; Chordata; Chondrichthyes; Lamniformes; Lamnidae. The record is from RefSeq and is a predicted model, not a curated record.
CAUGACAACGGGAAACCAGCGGCCUAUUUCAGCGGGCUUGUGACCACCCUUCCCCACCUCCCCCUCCCCAGCAGAAGGAUAAAAGCAAAGCGGUCGAACUACAGCCCGGCAGGUGGGCGAGAGAGGGUGCAACUUCCCAGGAUGCUUCAAGAAGAUAAUUUUGAUAAGCUCCUUGCUCAAAAGGAACAGGAAUGGAAGGACCUGCAGGUAUGGCGCAUUCAGUCACUAGAGACUGCACUUCAAAAUUCACAAACAAAACUGAAAGAACAGCAAGAAAAAUUUAACAUAUUGAAAGAGGACUUUAUGUUCAACCUAAAAGUACUGGAGGAACGAGAUCGAGAUUUGGAACGGUAUGAUGCCAUGUUUGCACGACUAAAGGUUACAGAAAACUGUAAACAGGCAGAGAUCAGUGAUCUGCAAAUUCAGAUUGACAAAAUGCAAGAACUUGUUGCUAAAGAGACAAAGACACGGGUGGAUCUGCAGUUCCAGCACCAACAGACACUAAAAGCACAUCAACUGGAAAUAGAGAAAAUACGCAGUUCAAAAGACUCUAAGAUUGAUGGGCAGCGUGAAGAGUAUAAGAACCUAAAACAAGAUCUUGAACGCAAAGUCCAAGAAGUAGAAGGACAACUUGCUUUACAAAAACAGGAAAUGUUGGCAGAGUUUGAUGCUGAGUUGAGGUGUCGAGAACAUGAGUUUACACUCAGAGCAGAUGAAAUGAGUAAUGUGGUACUUACCAGUGAACUGAAGGUGAAACUUCUGUCAAGAGAAUUGGAACUUCUGAAGGAGGCAGGAGUAAAGGCUACAGAAUCACUUCAAAGGGCAGAGAAAACAAACAGUCAAAUGGAGAAAGUGCUUCAAAGAAAAGAGUGUGAAUUGAAAGAUGUAGUUGCCUUAAAAGAAGUCAGGAUAAAAGAACUGGAGGGCAAAGUCAAUAGAAUGGAAAUUAAAUUGAAAAAAGAAGAAGAAAUAUUCCAACGCAAACAUUGCGAGUUAGAUCGUUUUGCUCGUGAGAGAGAUGCAAAGCUUGCUGCUGUAAAGGAACUACGUACAGAACAGAUUAGGGAGCUGGAGAACAAUGUACGUGAACUGCAAAUGAGCUUGGAGACAGUUGAAAUGGAGAAAAGGCGAAUGGAAUGGAACCAUGCAGAUGCCAUAAAGGAGAAGGAGGAUGUAAUUGAGAAGUUACGUGGGGAGCUUUCAACAGUGAAGACUGGCUGGGAUAGUCACAUCACGCAGAUCUCCAAGGAGACCGUUACUAAGGACAUGCAGAUUAAAAUGUUGCAAGACCAGGAUUCAAAGCUGAGAAUUGAGUUAGCAAGAUACAAGGAGGAUGUGGAAAAAUAUAAACAACAACUUGUCCGAGCAGUGGAGAGGGAGCAGGAUCUGGAACAAAUGAAAGUACAGGCAGAGUUGGAUUGGCAGCAGCACUGUGAGGAGAUAGAAAGAAGUCAGUAUGCAAAAUCAGAAAAGCUUAUUCAUAGUCUGAGCCUAGCCCGAGACCAGGUUACGGCUGAACUACAAGAAAAAGACCGUAAAUUGCAGGAGGUGGAGACAUUAGUUCAAACAUUGACCCUAGAAAGAGACCAAGCAAUAGCUGCACUGCAGGAGCAUGGUGUUUUUCCAGAGCGAGAUUCACAGACUGCACUGCCCAAGAAAGGAAAUGUGAAUAAGGUAGAGUUCCCUUCAGAUGUUAUUCAGAAGCUCCAGGAGCAGAACUUAAACCUGCGUACAGUUAUUGCCAAAAUGAGGAAAGAGAUGGAGAUGCUGAGUGAGCAAAUCCAUGCCAACCAAAGCCAGGACAGAUCAUUUGACGAAUUAGGAUCACCCAAGAGCACCAAAGAGGCUUCUAAAGAUGCUAUAACCCCAUACAAUUCAGAGUAUGUUAAAUCUUUGGAAGAUGAGGUUUAUGAACUGAAACAGAAGUGCAGAAAGUUGGAAGGACAAAUGGAGGACAUUUCAAAAACUUCCAGUAAAACAAAGGUUCCACUCCCAAGCUUCCCUGUUACUGCAGAUAAUGCCUAUCUCCAGAACCACACCUGUACUUUAAAUGAGACAAUAGCUGGCCUUCGUGCUGAAAAAGUCUCUGCAGCUGCUACUACAAAGAAGCAUGAAGCUCGGAUUGUACAUUUAGACUCUCUGGUAAUACAGCUCACACAGCAGACACGCCAGAAACAGGUUGAAAUUGACCAAUUGCGAUAUGAAUUAACCAGCCAGGAACAGCGAACAAGUGCAGAAAUUUUGAGACUAAAUGAGCGAAUUGCUGAACUGGAGUUACAGCUGGUAGAAGCACGCAGAGAGGCAGAUGAAUACUUUAAGGGUAAUCUUCAACAAAACUCAGAAGCAGUGGCUUUAGGAAAUCAGGUUUCAGCUUUGAAGCUGGAUUUGGUGAGUGGCCGUGCUCCAGUGGUGGUUGAACAGAGUGAACUUGUCAAAGAGCUUCAGGGAGAAAUUCUCCAACUACGACAGCAACUGGUUCGCUCACAAUUAGUUAACAGCCCCUCAAAACAGCAAAGCUCAACCGCGUCAGUUUUGCAAGCCAAACUAAAGCAGGCAGCUCGCUACAUCAGUCAGCUAUCCCGUGACAAAUUGCAAUUGAUUGAGAUGGGAAAUCGACUCCGUGCAGAACUGGUUGGACCUAAAUUAGAUGUUUUUCAGCCCUCUGUUACUGUAGGCCAUUCAGAUCUACCUGCUCAGUCUCCCAAAGAGCUAGCACAAGAAGCACAGAAUCGUCUGUCUGCUUUGGAGCGCUUACAGUACCAACUCACCACACAGGAGCUGCAAUAUGCACAGCUGAAACACUUCAAACAAGUUCCCAUCACAGUGCAGCAGAAUUCAUCGGAGAGUGAAAAUGACCAGAAUGUCCUAAGUAAGAACAUUGGAACAAGAGCACAAAUCAGGAAUUCGAGCACAACUGUCCCACCAACAGGAAAUACUGUGAAUAGCAAAACAAAAAGUGUGGUCUCCAAAACUAGCCAGUCACAUCUGCUUGUACCAGAACCCAGCCAGUCACAACCAAUGAUGCAUGGUCCAUCCACUCAAUCCGAACUACUGAUGUCAUCCUAUGGAGCUGACAGUUCUAUUCAAGAUAUCUGGCAGAUGUUAGAGGGAGGAUCCAGUCCUUCCAUAUUUACUCCACAGAACAACAGUGAGCCAGAUGAUGUUGACCUAAGAAAACUUGGGAAUAAGGCAGAAUCGGUGCUGUUGACACAAGACACAAUCGCCAUAGAGAAAGCCAGAAUGGAACCAAUAUACACCUUACAAGGAGCUAAAGCUAGUGUCCACAAGAAGGCAAAACCUCACCACCUAACUGCCACUGGAACAAAACAGAAACAUUCAUCAAAAACUGCAAAGAUUAGAAAUUACAAUAUCCGUGACUAAGGUCUCUUAUGAGCUAAAGUCUGAAACAAAAGGUGCAAGUGUUACAGUUACCAGACAGGAUUUUUUUUUCUCACAUUGAGCUUCCUAAACUGGUCACUGUCUGAUUCCUGAAAACAAGCAUAUGCUUCAGGAAUCUUACAAGUUUACUUUCAACAAUGUUACAGGAACUUUGUCGAAUUUCGCUUUCUUAAGUUGAGACUAUCAUAUAAUACUUACCAAGAUCCAGUUGGGUUAUCUCUUCCUCAAAGGAAUCAAGGAGGCUGGUCAAGCAGAACCUUCCCAUUCUGGAUCGUGUUGACAAUUGUUUACUAGAUCAUCGCUCUACAGAAAAUCCUGAGGUUUAUUUCUGAUAAUCAAUUAGAUUAUUCUACAUGGAAUGAAAGUAAGACGAUUAAGUCUUUAAUUGACUGCAUCUGCUUUGUCACCUUUUUGUAUAUGAGCGUCACAUUGAUAGGUUUUCAAUCUUUUGGUGCUUUCCUAGUGCCCAAAGCCUUCUUCAUGAUGAUUGUUAGUGUUUCAUGAAUCUCUUCCUUCAUCUCUUUCAAUAUUCUGGGAUAAAUAUAAUCUAUCUCUUGGAAUUAAUUUGUUUUGAGCUAAAUAAGAUUUCAAUCUCAUAACUUAGGCAUGGAGGUGGGGUGGACAGUGGAAUUUUAGCCUCAGGAUAAGGAAUGGAGGUUAAAUUCUAAAAUAUCUUAAACCUGACCCCCAGUAUACCUCUUUCCAGUUUAACCAGGAAUGAGGGAGGGUAAGUCGUCUGUUCUCUGGAAGCAGGUCAAUAAUUUUACUAUGUUAAUGAGGCUAUAUGUUAUAUUUUAGCAGUCUUAUUAGAUUUUAAUGGCUGCAGGUUGGCGUUCCAGUGUUCAGGAAACCCGGCAGCUCAAGGGAGGAGCAAAUUGCUGAAUUCAGGAGAUAAGUGCCUUUUAUAGCAUUGCUUGUGAGUUAGAAGGAGCAGGAACGCUUCUCCCUGGUCCACCAACUAAUCUAACACAAUCAGCCUUUCACCUAAUCCCCCACUGUGUCCCCCACCUAAUGAUGUCUGCUCUCCCUGGCAACCACCUCCCCCAACCCCUCCACUAUCCCUCUCCUCUCCAGUCUCUGGCUGCAGCCUUCAAGUGUAAGCCUUCCUGCUCACCAGCCUCUCAAUCUGGCUGGCUGCUGCAUGGGAAAUGGCAAAAAAAAUCAGUUCUUUAUGCAGCAGGGCACAAACUUACCAUGUGCAGUGACAAUAGUAUCUCAAGUAUUUUGUACAUUUGCUCAUUAUUCUGUUGCUGCGUAUUAAUAAUUUCCUAUUUGUGCAGCUGAAUCUGUUUCUCAGAAUAGUUGGUUCCCAAUUGUGUCAAUAUUUGCAGGUGUUUCUUCAGUCAUAAAAUUUUAAAAACCAUAGACCUAGGCCACAAACAAUAAUUUGGCCUUGGUGUCAUUUACAGAACUUAUGAUGAGGAGCUGUGUUUUCUAGAGCAAGACAAGGUCCAUCAGUUUGCAUUCUUAAACUGGAAAGUCUCGUUUUGACAUAGAAUUCCUAGAAAUCCAAUCAACUGAUCAAACUUCUCCAAAUAGGAUCGCUUGAAUGGAAGUUUCAACCUAAAACCUCAAACUCUUCACAUGGUUGGGCUCAAACCCUUUACUUGCAGAACUAAAAUGAAAAUAUAGCAGAUUCUGGAAAUCUGAAAUAAAAUCAAAAAAUUAAUAAAAUACUCAGCUGGUCAGGCAGUAUUUGUUGAGUGGAAGAUAGAUUAAUGUUUCAGGUCGAUAUUCUUUUUGGUUCUAACAAAAGAUCAACCUCGAACAUUAAUCUUACAUUCCUUGAGAGAUGCUUCCUAAUCUGCUGAAUAUCUACAACAUUUUCAGAAUUUACAUAUGAACUCUGUUUUAACAGGCUACUUUUUAAAUUAUAUUUUAAAAUUGAUUAACUGAAUGAACAGCUACAAUUGUUGCACCAUAGAACGGAUGUUUUAUAUUUCAUAGAAAAUUGCUGUAUUUUUCUAAUUACAUCUCAAAUUAUUUGUGAAUAUAUGAAUUUUGUUUCCGAAGGUAACUUCUGUUGUAUAAUAAAUACAAAUUGUUACGUA